Populus trichocarpa (black cottonwood) is the source of this 3830-nucleotide messenger RNA. Its product is annotated as probable transcriptional regulator SLK2. The transcript has 9 exons. NCBI's taxonomy places the organism in Eukaryota, Viridiplantae, Streptophyta, Magnoliopsida, Malpighiales, Salicaceae. The coding region runs from base 897 to 3518 and encodes 873 amino acids. Gene Ontology annotation, cellular component: nucleus; transcription regulator complex. Gene Ontology annotation, biological process: negative regulation of transcription by RNA polymerase II; positive regulation of transcription by RNA polymerase II. The record is from RefSeq and is a predicted model, not a curated record.
AUCUUUUGAUUUUAUUAUGUAUUUAUUUUCCUGGAAAACAAAUUAUUAUUUGAAGUAUAUUUCUUUUUUGAUUUUUUUUGUUUUUUUGAUCUUCUGAGCUAAAAAAAGCAACCUUUUUUUUGUGUCUGUUCUAUUUUUUGAUCUUUUGAUUUUUAAGCGACAAUUAAGAGCUUGAUUUUGAUUAAAGUGAGGAUCUUUUUGAGUUCUUGAUUUUGAAUGUGAGUAAUUAAGUCGUGGUUAAGCUUGAUUAGUUGUUAAUAACAUAUAAUUAGUGAUUAUAGGGGUUUUACGUGAUAAAUUUAAGAGUCUUUUUGGGUUUUAGUUAGGUAGUGUGGUUGUUGUAGCUAAAGCUUAGCUAAAAAAGUUAGGGUUUUCUUGGGGAUAAUUUAGGAAAUUAGGUUUUCUGAGUUGUGGUUGAAGGGGGGUUUAAUAAAAGAUGAUUAAAUUUGGGUUUUUUUGGGGCUUAGGUAGUGUUGUAAUUGUUACUAAAUUUAGCCAAGGAUUAGGUUUUUUGUGAGGUAAUUAGGGUUUUUUCAGGGAUAAGCUGGUUCUUGAAAUUGUGGUAAUUGAAAUUAGUCUUCAUUGUUGUUUUCUUUUUGGUGUUCUUCCUUUUUGCUAGUGCUGAUGUAGAGUUAUAUUGUUUGUUUUAGAUCCCUACAAGAAAUUGUUGAAAGCUGAAACAGAUCACAAAAAUAUUGGGUUCAAAUUUGGUUGGUGACGCCCGAAUUGUUGAUUAUAUUGUGUGGUUUUUGUGGGUUUUAUAAUUUUGAUCUGGGUUUUGGUUUUAUAAUUUUAUUAUUACUGAGGGGUUUAAGGAUAUUUAGUAUUGAAAAAAUUGGUCAGGGCUGGCUCUGGAGAGCUACUUAGAUUCUGGCCACCAAGGGUCGGUGCCUGGUAUGGUACCUUCUCGAGUGGCUGGAGCUUUAGCCCAAUCUUCCUCAAGUUCUGGAAUUUUCUUCCAAGGGGAUGGGCAGUCCCAGGGUUUAGUUAACUCUCACUUGAGCUCAUCAUUUGGCAACUCAUCAAAUUCGAUUCCUGGAACCGGGCGACCCAAUUUGGGUCCGGUUUCUGGGGACAUGAAUAAUGCGGUUUUGAACAGUGUGGCAAACUCCGGACCGAGUGUUGGGGCGAGUUCUUUGGUGACCGAUGCAAAUUCAGCGCUUUCUGGAGGUCCUCAUUUGCAGAGAAGCGCAAGUAUCAAUACAGAGUCAUAUAUGCGCUUGCCAGCAUCGCCUAUGUCUUUUUCAUCCAAUAAUAUAAGCAUUUCAGGCUCAUCAGUUGUUGAUGGGUCCUCUGUGGUGCAGCAGGGCAACCAUCAGGACCGAAAUGUCCAGCAGGUUCUGCAGAAUCAGCAGCAACAACACGGUGCUUCAAGUGCUACAUCCUUGCCCACAUCACAAAUUGGGCAAGUUUCACUUCCCAUGGGUCCACGAGGCCAGGGAUCCUUUCUUCAAGACCAUAAUAAUCUAUCGCAAGUGCAAAAGAAGCCAAGAUUGGAUAUCAAGCAGGAAGAUAUUCUGCAGCAGCAGUUGUUGCAGCAACUGCUGCAAAGGCAGGACUCCAUGCAGCUGCAAAACCGAAACCCGCAGCUACAAAACUUGAUUCAUCAACAUAGACUGAGGCAACAGCAGCAUCAACUUCUCCAAUCUAUGCCACCGUUGCAGAGAGCCCAGUUACAGCAGCAGCAGCAGCAGCAGCAGCAGCAGCAGCAGCAACAGCAGCAACAGCAGCAGCAGCAGCAGCAGCAAAUGCAUUUGAGGCAGCAAAUGCAACAACAGGCCAUGCAACCAGCAUCUGCCCUCAAGCGUCCCUUUGAUGGGGGUAUUUGUGCCCGUCGUUUGAUGCAAUAUCUAUAUCAUCAGCGGCAACGGCUUGCUGAGAACACUAUUGCAUAUUGGCGUAAAUUUGUCUCAGAGUACUAUUCUCCUCGCGCGAAGAAAAGGUGGUGCUUGUCAUUAUACGAGAAUGUUGGGCAUCAUGCACUUGGUGUUUUCCCCCAGGCAGCUAUGGAGGCAUGGCAGUGUGACCUUUGUGGUUCCAAGUCUGGAAGAGGUUUUGAGGCAACUUUUGAAGUACUCCCUAGGCUUAAUGAAAUCAAGUUUGGAAGUGGUGUCAUUGAUGAGCUUCUGUUUUUGGACUUGCCGCGUGAAUUUAGAUUGCAUUCUGGAAUAAUGAUGCUGGAGUAUGCAAAAGCAGUCCAAGAGAGUGUAUAUGAGCAACUUCGUGUUGUUCGUGAGGGUCAGCUUCGUAUUAUAUUCACCCCUGACUUAAAGAUAUUGUCGUGGGAAUUUUGUGCUCGGCGCCAUGAAGAACUUCUUCCACGGAGGGUGGUUGCACCACAGGUGAAUCAGUUGCUCCAGGUUGCGCAGAAAUGCCAGAGCACUAUUGCUGAAAGCGGAUCUGAUGGGGUUUCUCAACAGGAUCUGCAAACAAACAGCAAUAUGGUUCUGACAGCUGGUCGCCAGCUUGCAAAGAGUUUAGAGUUGCAGUCACUGAAUGAUUUGGGUUUUUCCAAAAGAUAUGUCCGGUGCCUGCAGAUAUCUGAGGUUGUCAACAGCAUGAAGGAUCUGAUUGAUUUCUGUCGGGAGCAAAAAGCUGGGCCUAUUGAGGGCUUGAAAAGUUAUCCUCGACAUGCCACUGCAGCUAAGCUCCAGAUGCAGAAAAUGCAGGAAAUGGAGCAGUUAGCAAGUGUUCAAGGUCUGCCAACUGAUAGGAACACCAUCAAUAAGCUGAUGGCAUUACAUCCAGGAAUAAACAAUCAUGUCAAUAGCAACAAUCAAAUGGUUGGUCGAGGUGCUUUGAGUGGUUCGGCGCAGGCUGCUUUGGCAUUAACAAACUACCAAAAUCUGCUCAUGAGACAGAACUCGAUGAAUUCAAACUCCUGUUCACUUCAACAGGAGGCUGCUUCACCAUUCAGUAAUUCUAAUCAGAGUCCAUCCUCAAACUUCCAAGGAGCUGCUAAUUUCAUACAAGGAUCCAUGCAGAACUUACCUGUGAGUGGCUUUUCAAGUCCACAUCCACCUCCCCAACAGCCCCAGCAGCUGCAGCAGCGCUCAUUGAGCUCUAAUAGCUUACUCCAACAGAGCCUUCCACGAUCCUCCCAUGGCAACCAGACAUUGCAACCACAGAUGAUCCACCAACUGCUGCAGGAAAUGUCCAAUAACAGUGGGGGAGGAGUCCAACAACAUUCCAUUUCUCGGCAGAGUGGGAAUGGUGGUGUGGCAAGGAUGGGACUCGGUUUUGGAAGCAACAGUAUGGCAACAGCACCAACUGCUUCCACUGUGUCAGUAAGUGCAGGAGGACCUGCACCAAGCCAGAGCAACAGUUUUAAAGCUCCUGCAAACAGUGAUUCUUCGGCAGCUGGUGGCAACAGUGGGUUUAACCAGAAAGUACCAGAUUUGCCUCAGAAUCUUCAUCUGCAGGACGACAUUGUUAGUGAUAUUGCCCACGAGUUCACUGAAAAUGGGUUUUUUAACAGUGACCUUGAUGAUAACAUGGGUUAUGGUUGGAAGGCAUGACUAACAGAGGUGGACCAGUUAUUUGCUCUCAAAUGAGCGAGUGUUGGCCAUCUGUAUUUGUACAGAAUAUUCAGAUAUCUGCUUUCUCCCCUACCUCCCAAGCUUUUUCUAAUUAUGGAAUUUGUUGUGGCAUCAGGCACUUGCACUUCAGUAGGUACUUAGGUUUUCUCUAUUUUUGUUCUUCUUCUUUUGCCUUCUCAUCAACUUGUCUUUUUAGGGAUUUUUUUAAUCAAGUCUUGCAAGUGUAAUCUAUUGGACAAAACUGGAACAGGAAAUAUGAUAUCUAAAUGAGUUCUCCAAUAUUGUAUUUAA